AUGGCAGUGAGACAGGACCAGGAGAGAGCAGUCACCCAGCUGAGAGACACCGACAUGGAGAAGCCCAGCAAAUGCACCUUUCUACAGGGGAUCUUUUUACCACCUGCUUUCUAUAAUGUGGAGGCAAUCAAAAGGAUGCAGGAUGAAUUUGAAGUUCGGAACCAAGACGUCAUUAUAGUGACCUAUCCCAGGUCAGGAACCCACUGGAUGAUAGAUAUAAUCAGCCUGAUCUAUUCAAAAGGGGAUGCCACUUGGAUCAAAUCUGUCCCUUUCUGGAAACGUUCUCCCUGGAUAGAAAUUGAAUAUGGCAUGGAAAUGGUCAAGAAUAAGGCAGACCCACGACUCUUCACUUCCCAUCUCCCAAUCCAUCUCUUUCCUAAGACUUAUUUCACCAGCAAGGCCAAGGUGAUUUACCUUGCCAGGAAUCCAAAGGACAUCAUUGUAUCUUUGUACCAUUUACAAAAGCAGAUGCCAUUUUCCCAGUCAUGCUUAACUUUUGAGCAGGUCUUUGAGAAGUUCCAGCAGGGAAAUGUGCCCUUUGGAUCCUGGUUUGACCACAUCAAAGGAUGGCUGUCCAGGAAAGAUCCAGAAAGUUUUUUGCUCUUAACUUAUGAGGAACUUCAUCAGGAUCUCAAGGCCAGUGUGGAGCAGAUUUGCCAUUUCCUGGGCAAGGAGCUGAGAGAGAAAGAAAUCAGCUCUGUAAUGGAGAAUGCUGUCUUCCCGGUCGUGAAAAGACACAUUCUGGAAAACAAUGAACACAUGCCAACAGAAAAUAUGGAGCAUAUCAAAGUGCAAAUUAUGAGAAAAGGAAUCUGUGGAGAUUGGAAAAACCACUUCACAGUGGCCCAAGUGCAUGCAUUCAAUAAGCUGUACCAAGAGAAGAUGGAGGAGCUGGGCACAGACCUGUUCCCAUGGGAUCAAUGCUGAGCUGGACUGUGGCAUCUCUAGUCUUCUCUAAUUCACUCAUAUAUGAUCCACAGAUGGAGAUAAUUCUGCCUUCUCUUCCCUCUCUCUGUUCCUCUGCUUUCUGUUCUCUUGCCUUAUGAUAUACUGAGCCCAAAGCAGUGUUAGAGACUCUGGGCAUUCCUGGGUGUUCAUGCUUCUUCCCAGAGGAAAGCUUCCAGUGUGUAACCAGUACUGAUCUUGCUAACUCUCCCUUUGACAGACAAGCUUUGGGUUCUAUUGUGGAAUGGUCCCUUUAAUCCUGUGAUUUUCAGGAUUUUAAACAUCAAGGAAUGCUGAGUGUUGUAGACUUUUUCUUCCUAAUGAUAGAAGACUGAUUGUAAUCCUUUUUCAAUAAAGAAUGCCAAGAAAUUA
This is a messenger RNA of Gracilinanus agilis (Agile Gracile Mouse Opossum), 1317 nucleotides long. RefSeq names its product sulfotransferase family 2A member 1 (gene SULT2A1). Bases 1 to 927 code for a protein of 308 amino acids. The record is from RefSeq and is a predicted model, not a curated record. Gene Ontology annotation, molecular function: sulfotransferase activity. Gene Ontology annotation, biological process: sulfation. Gene Ontology annotation, cellular component: cytoplasm. NCBI's taxonomy places the organism in Eukaryota, Metazoa, Chordata, Mammalia, Didelphimorphia, Didelphidae. The transcript has 6 exons.